This is a messenger RNA of Penicillium riverlandense, 2370 nucleotides long. RefSeq names its product fanconi-associated nuclease 1. The transcript is spliced from 3 exons. Gene Ontology annotation, biological process: interstrand cross-link repair. Gene Ontology annotation, molecular function: 5'-flap endonuclease activity; 5'-3' exonuclease activity; flap-structured DNA binding. The record is from RefSeq and is a predicted model, not a curated record. Lineage: Eukaryota; Fungi; Ascomycota; Eurotiomycetes; Eurotiales; Aspergillaceae. The coding region runs from base 1 to 2370 and encodes 789 amino acids. Gene Ontology annotation, cellular component: nucleus.
AUGUCCCUGCUGGACUACUGGGAGACCCGGCGCGGAAAGCGCAGAAAGGUGUCUGGCGAAUCCCCCAAUGGGUCCCCUGCCGUUGACCAAGAAGCCCCACUGAGUCCCAGUCCGUCGGUGGAAGUGGCAGAUACGCCCGCUCCCGCAUAUGAAGAUGCAGAAACUCAGAUUCCUCCGAGUAGCCAGACAGAUCUGGAGACAUCCCUCCCUCCGAUUAAGACUGAUGAUCAGGCUAUCGAGGAGUACGAAGCCUCUCACGCAGCAAAGCAGGAGGAUGACGCUGAGCCAGGUCUCCACGUGAGGCUUCGAGACGGGGUCUGGCAGAAAGGACGAAGCUCGAUCUAUGUCGAUGCCUUCAAUCUCGCUUUGGAUACGGUGCUAGCUGAGGAAGCACAUCUCUUUGACGAGGCAGAGAUGGAGGUUUUCAAGCAGUGGAGAGAGCUGUCCUAUCAAUCCCAGUAUCUAUAUGUACGACUAUUCCUUCGCAAAUCGUCUGCUUGGCAUCGUCUCAGCCGACUCGGCUCCUACUCUGAUGUUUCAGACUUGUCCGCAGUGGCUGCUGACCUGCAGCGGGUCCAGUGCUUGCCAAAGUCAGAGGAUAGAACCUCAGAUCUGGGCUCUUCGUUCAGGUUUGCAGAUGGCACAGAGGAAAUUACCACGCUGGAAGAAGCCUCGUCGUUGCUUUUGCUGGAGGAACUGAAGGUCUUUGCCAAGGAAGCCAAAGUCCAGGGCAAGAGCAAGAAAGAGCUGGUGGCAGCUCUGCUUCAAUCCAGCCAGACUCAAGCUGGACUUGGGUGGAAGGGAAACGAAACACCCAGUAACAGAGACAGUCAUUUUGUUCAGAAGAUCGUGGACUACACCGGAGACUGUAUCAGGCUUGCAGCAGGCCCUCGGGCACUCUUCGAACGGGUGCAUUUAGUGUUCUAUCGGUCGACCGAAUGGACCGAAAAGUCUCUCACCACCAUCAUCCUCGCGAAGAUAUCCCGGAGGAACUUCCCCGAGUACAUUGUCUGCCGGUCCAACUCAAUUUUCCCAUCCAGAGCAACGUUGCUAGAGUUUGAGUCCGCAAUUCGGACGCAAUACGCCGUCGAUAAUAUUCUCGAGUUUGGCGGACCCCCAACAACAGAGUCAUUACAAGAAAUAAUUGAUCUCGCAGACAAGUUCCACCCGCGAUGGACAGAACUAGUGGAACAGGAGCAGAAGAAAGAAGAUUCCAUCUACGAAAGCGGAGAGGGCGCAUAUCUCCGUCGCUUCUCGCCGGCCUGGGUGUAUACGAGGAUCAUUCACAAGAGUCUGCAUUCACUCGGCCGGUUCAAGGAGCAUAAGAGAGAGCAUGAGGUUCUCUGCGAGCUUCUCGCUCAGCGUCUUUUCCACGCUGCUCGGCGCGGAGCAUGGUAUCAGCGCAAAGCAUUGCUGGAAGAGCACUACAUGUGGGCACUCAUGCCAUCCAACGGCCAGAGUGAAGAGCAACAGCGCAAGUUAUGGAAACGAAAUGCCCUGCGGACAUGCGAGGAAGGUCUGGAAGACCCGCUCUGCCACCUGAUCUACCAUUAUGACCUGCAGAAGCGGAUCACUAAGCUCGAGAAAGCAUUGAAGGUUGUGAAGAGGGAACAGCAUGAUUUCGGGCAUGUCAUGUUGACCAAGCCCGCCGAGCGCACUAUUGAAGGUAUUCGCAUCGAGCGUGAGGACUCGCCUACCCGAACACCAGAUCCGCUCUCCAAGCGCGGCCGGCCGACGAUCUGGAUUGAUGAGCGAGAUGGAGGCGCCGAGUGUCGGGUAGAAAGCAUGUGUCUGAGUUGGUACCGGGACCAUGGCUGGAAAGGAUACCAUUCUGAGGGCGGCAUAGUGAGGACAUUGUUCGGCUACCUCUUCUAUGACAUCCUCUUCACCUACGUCCCAAACGUUUUCCAGACCCCCUUCCAAACCUGUCCUCUCGACCUACACACAGACGUCUUCUACCCAUCCCGCGCAUCCGAAAUCAACCACCGGCUCGUGGAAAUCACCAACGGCGCCGCCGAGCGCAUUAUUCGCGACAUUCAUGAGCGCGAAUUUGCCGCCCAACCCUGCGCUAUUGGCAUCGACUGGUCGUUUGAGCUAGAUGACCUGGUAGAGAUCGCCCAGUGCUUCCGGGGUGAGGCCCUCGCUGCCAUCUGCAAGGUUAUGGCGCAGGAAUACCAGCAACGCGGUGGAGGCAUCCCGGACUUGUUCUUGUGGAAUAUGGAGAGGCGUGAGGUCAUGUUCGCUGAAGUCAAGUCGGAGAAUGAUCGGCUGAGUGAUACGCAGCGCCUGUGGAUUCAUAUUCUCAUGGGUGCGGGCGUGCAAGUCGAGCUGUGCAAUGCCGUUGCGAAGGAGGUGCGAGUUGUUGAGUGA